Molecule: messenger RNA, 468 nt
Organism: Maylandia zebra (zebra mbuna)
Lineage: Eukaryota; Metazoa; Chordata; Actinopteri; Cichliformes; Cichlidae
Source: RefSeq, a predicted model, not a curated record
AUUUAUCGGAGGGUGAGAAUGGUUGUGUUUCUUGGCUGGACUCUGCUCUCUGUGCGCCUGCUGGUUUGUGCCUCUCAAGUUUCUCUUUCAGACCAGAAAAACGUCACAGCUGAGUCUGGACAGAACGUCACGCUGACAUGUCGAGCUCCAAACAACAUCCAGACUGUGGAGUGGAGAAGAGCUGACCUGGGAGACGAAUAUGUUUUUUUGUAUCGGGAUGGGAGGAAAACUUUAGUGCGCCAGCAUCAAUCUUUUAAGGACCGGGUGGAUCUAAAGGACAAACAGAUGAAAGAUGGAGACGUGUCUUUGAUUCUGAACAAUGUGACGAUUAAUGACACUGGAACAUACGAGUGUCGUGUCGUUGAGACGGGAACAUUUGGUUUGAAGCCCAUCAGCAUCAUCUACCUUCAUGUUGUUCCUCCAGGUGAGUGAGUAGAGUUGAGUGUGUGUGUGAUCAGAGGUGAAGCU